Symbiodinium pilosum is the source of this 3891-nucleotide messenger RNA. Lineage: Eukaryota; Dinophyceae; Suessiales; Symbiodiniaceae. The record is from the annotation of a GenBank genome assembly.
AUGUGGAAGGCGAAGGUUGGCCGAAAGUUGAAGCCGGUGAUGAAAGGCCAAUGCCCACCUCUGCAGCCACAUCAAGAGGCCGUGGCGUUCAUGCUGCACCCGCAGUCGCCCAUCUCGCGAAUGCUAGUCGACCAUCCCACUGGUUCAGGCAAAACACGUGAGAUGAUCUGCGUGCUGGACAAUUACUACCUGGAUCCACGACCCAAAGUACCAAUCUUCCCCAAGGAACCAGUCUGCCGGAAUUUUUACAUGGAGCUGCUGCGGUGGCCAAGUCGGUACAGGGAUUUCUUCGCAUGCUUGAGGCCGCAGGAUGCAGCUAAAGCUUGUGGUUGCACAGACUGGCGCUCGCGACGACAGCUGCGAUGGGAUUUAGCAGAUCUGUCAGGUGUCAUUUUGCAUGAGCUUUGCUGCAACUUGCGGGAAGUGUUGGAGAUGAAAGGGUGGUUCUACAUGGGCCGAAUGAGGCGGUCGCGUAGAGAGGCAUUCCGCUGCCGCUUUCCUGACGAAGACGCCCCAGCUGCUCCACUUCGGGCCUUACGGUACACGUCGGCAGGGGGUCGCCAUGCAGACCUGCGACAAGACGGCUGGCCCGUCAGCGCUCUGCUAAAGGUUGCCUUUGACCGCGCCCAUGCUGCCAACAACGCUUACUCCAACAAGGUGGUGAUUAUGGAUGAGGUCCACAACCUUGUGCGGCUGCAGACCCAGUAUGGACAACAACUUGCUCGACUAAGAACUCUACUUUCAAGUGCGCGUGGUAGCGUCCUGGUGGGUUUCACCGGCACCCCCAUCUUGAACGAGGCAAGUGAAGGGCGUCAGCUGUUGGACAUUGUGAAGGGUGUAUUUGCCCCUCGUGGCGACGGUGGCUUCCUGUCAUCAUUUCCAAUGCGCCCUGUUGGCUUGUUUCCGACAUCAUUUCCGCGUGGCGUGCCGGACGGCAUCAUUACGCCAAAGUUGCGACGCAAAAUGGUGAGCAAGGUGUUGCUGACAGCGGAAGCUUUGAAGCGAUAUGAUGCAAAGCGAGCGAAAGGUAUACCGGAAAAGCGACUACGGGCUUACUGCAACCUCUGUGUGCAUUUCGGAAGUCUCCAUGAGGGGAGAAAUGGAAGCAAGGCUCGCAUCCUGGCCAACAUGGAAAUCUGCGCCCCAAAACUCUUCGCCAUUGCAGAGAGCAUAUGCAAAAAUGAUGAGAAGGCACUGAUACUGGUGGCACAUAGUUCUGGGCUGAAAGCCUUGGUCGAGCACUUGCAGGAAAGGGCUGCCGUGGGCGCCAAGUUUGGUAUCGCAACAAUGGAAGAGCUGGCAGAGUUCAACUCUCCUGCGAACCUAAGGGGCGAACUAUAUCGCGUUCUGGUUGCGGAUGCUGCGCAGUGCUCGGAGGGUGUCAGCUUCAUGGCAGUGCGCAAGCUUCACCUGGCGGACGUGCCGGCAUCGCCCAGUGCCUUCGUACAAGCCGUGGGCCGAGCUGUACGCAUGUAUGGGCAUUCUUCGCUGCCAGCCCACGAACAAACAGUGACAGUUCAACUGUGGAUCGGGGUAUUCCCACGCUGGAUGCGGUCAUCACUGGCUUCCUGGAGUUUCCGUGCCCAAAGAAGACGAGAUGCCAGAGAUAUGGCAGCUGGUGCUCAGCACCUCUUGCGCCGUUUGUUCGCUGCUGGCGUGAGAGAUCUGGAGACCCUGAAACUGCGUCUUGACAAUUGUGGUGGUCACACCAGUGAGCGCGCCGCUGGCACGAAACCCCCUCUUUCAUUGCCACAGGCUGCAAUGUUCCUUGAACAGCUGGGGCUGUGGGAAGAAGCAAAGGCCUUGCGGAUGCGUCUGCAAAAGACCAGGACUGUUGGUAUUCAGGUUCGCCGCAAGCAGCAGCCUUGGAACAGACGCUCGGGCAGAUCAGUCAUUCGCAUGAAGAAGGCUCCUACCUUCCUGCCAGUCAAAUCGCAGUUUGUUGACGCAAAGGUAGAGCUGCGGAGCAAUGCUGUCAAAGUCUUGAAGGAGGAGAAGGUGAAGUUGGAAGAAGUGAUUGUGAAGAAAGAGAUGCCGGAUGAGCAGGACAAGAAACGUCAAUCGCAAGGCCCCCUUUCGAGCAGCCGGCCAGUGGCCACGCCACAAACGCCACAGUGCAGCCAUGUCAAGGAAGAGGAAACAGCGACAGAAACCUGCGGCACUGGAGACGACCAAACGUUAGCAUCUCUGCUGGAUCCUGAUCCGCCGAAGAAGAUUCGGGCUUCUCGGUGCUCCAACGAAGGAGAAGCACAAGCACCGACGGCGAAAGCUGACUUCGCAUGGGAAAGAGAUCCGCUCGUGCGAAUGAUGCAGUGCCUCUACUCUGCACAGAGCGCUGCAGAAGCAGAAAGGGAGCUCUUUUUGAAUAUGCGCACAGCAGAUGAGGAGGCUUUGCGGAACUUGUCGCAGAGAACGCGCGAAUUUGUGCCCGCGUUGACCGCGUUUCGGAAGAAAGCGGUUGAUCGGGCCAUUCUGUGGUCGGCGAAGCGCGAGAAGGGCUCCAAGGAGAACGUCGAAGAAAGUGAUGGGCAGAGCAGCAGCAUCGAUUUUGGGCUCACAGAUGUUGAAUGUGCUGAGCCCAGGACAUUGAUGUGGCGCCGAUGUGCUGCUGCUCAACGUGAAAAGAGGUGGCAUCCAAACAGUGCGGCCCAAGCCAGCUGCGCCAACGCAGACGCGCGAGGUUCUCUAUGGACAAGGAGUGGGGGUGCCACUUCAGUGUCACAGGCCAGGGCCGUGUCAGAGCAAAAGCCGCCCUCAAGGAUCACAGCACUUCCAGACCGUUCCAUGGACGUGUCUGAGCGCAAGCGCCAGAAGUUUCCUGGCUGCACGUAUGCUGACCUCGUCAGUCGCACUGUGCUCCAUGCUGUAGGCCAAGCAAAUCAGAUCAGAGACUCCAAGCAUGCGGGCGACCGCCAUAUGGCCUUGCUGCUAACCACAUUGACCUUCGGUCCUGCCGCAGCUGGCUUCGAUCCAGCGCCGGCAAGAGCACGGACCUCGAAGCCGACCGCCAAGCGGAGAGGCAAGGGCAAGGGCUUCGGCCUACAGCCUGCUGGUGGUCAGGUAAGCAAGGAGGAGCAACGAAGGCAGCAGCGAUUGGGCAAGGACCCCUCGAUGAAUGCCGCAAGAAAAGCUCUGCUGAGCCAGAUAGCGGAAACGAGAUUCGGUUUGGGUGAAGUUGAUGUGGAUCUGGUGGUUCCAGCUUACGUCGAGUGCUCAGGCAUGCGCAAUGUGCAGCAGACGCAGCAGACACAGCACACACUUGCCGACGCUCCUUGUGCUAAUCAGGUUCUGGACUAUAACCGGCUUUUUGGAGCACCCCAAGCAGCAGCAGAAACGGCAUCGACAAUUGACAAUGCACACGACAACUUGAACCGCCAGUGCACUGCCUUUGUGGUGGCUCUCUCAAAGCGAUGUAAGCCCAUGCUACGGCAACUUCCAGCGAUUUGCGCAAGGAGUUCCUGGGUUUGGUUCACAGGCACCUUUAAUGUGGGGGCAGACCGGGUAGGCUCCGUUUCAAUGCCCUCCAGUGCGGCUCACACCGAGCUGGAGAAGGGAGGAAGGUCGUAUGAGGGCCCUGGAGGCAGUCAGCAACCCGAAAUGGUGUUGCAGAAAAAGUGCACCUCGGCAGAAACAAACGGAGUUGACAGGUCAACUACAGCUUUUGAUUGGUCAGACAAAGACAGCUGGCCUAAGCCUUUUGGUGGUCUCACUGCUGCAGCUGACGUUCUGUAUGACAAGCAAGUUGUUUCAUCGCUGGUGGACCUGAUCAUGCAUUUUGGUGGGCCUGCUCUUCUUGUGGAGCCUGACAAUGUCGCAAGGCAGCAACUUGGGUCGGUGGCGUACUUUGAGGAGAUGGCAAGUUCACGGGGACUGGACGUCAAGAUUGAGUAG